AAAAACGGGCGCAUGGAGUUCGAACGGAACAUAUUUCGUGCGGACUGUCUGCCGAACGGAUCUAACACAACGUAACAUAAUCGAAUCAAACUAAACCAAAACAACAACAAUGACCGGUCGCGGCAAGGGAGGCAAAGGUCUUGGAAAAGGAGGAGCGAAACGUCACAGGAAAGUUCUUCGUGACAACAUCCAGGGUAUCACGAAGCCUGCCAUUCGCCGUUUGGCACGCAGAGGUGGAGUGAAGCGUAUCUCCGGUUUGAUAUACGAAGAAACUCGCGGUGUGCUUAAAGUGUUCCUCGAGAACGUAAUUCGUGACGCCGUCACGUACACAGAGCACGCCAAAAGGAAAACUGUCACCGCUAUGGACGUCGUGUACGCUCUGAAACGACAGGGACGCACGCUCUACGUACAAAGUGGACGCAACACAAUGGCGCGUACCAAGCAAACAGCUAGAAAAUCAACCGGUGGCAAAGCGCCACGUAAGCAGCUGGCGACCAAGGCCGCUAGGAAGAGUGCUCCCGCAACAGGCGGAGUGAAGAAACCUCACCGUUACAGGCCCGGCACUGUCGCUCUCCGUGAGAUCCGUCGUUACCAGAAAAGUACGGAACUUCUGAUUCGCAAAUUACCGUUCCAGCGUUUGGUUCGUGAGAUAGCGCAAGAUUUCAAAACCGAUCUGCGUUUCCAAAGUUCCGCCGUCAUGGCGCUGCAGGAGGCCAGCGAAGCUUACCUGGUCGGUCUUUUCGAAGACACGAACCUUUGCGCCAUUCACGCCAAGCGUGUUACCAUCAUGCCAAAGGAUAUACAGUUGGCGCGCAGAAUCAGAGGGAGAGAGCUUAAACGCCGCCGUUCGCUCUUGCAACCAACGUCGUCGUCGUCAUCGUUGUAGAAUAAUAAUAAUAAUAAUAACAAUAAAUAUUAUUCAACACGACGGGUGUUUAAAAUAAUGUGCGCGCGUGCAUCGCAGCUCGCUCCUCGCAUAUUAUUAGAAACACAUAAUAUCGCGAAACAUUUAUAUUAUUAUAUUUACAAA
Messenger RNA from Manduca sexta (tobacco hornworm), 1030 nucleotides. RefSeq names its product histone H3-like. Lineage: Eukaryota; Metazoa; Arthropoda; Insecta; Lepidoptera; Sphingidae. The coding region runs from base 110 to 886 and encodes 258 amino acids. Gene Ontology annotation, cellular component: nucleosome. The record is from RefSeq and is a predicted model, not a curated record. The transcript has 3 exons. Gene Ontology annotation, molecular function: structural constituent of chromatin; protein heterodimerization activity; DNA binding.